AUGGGAUAUUGGCGUAGCAACAAGGAUGGAAAUGGGUCUUCUCCAUUCCACCGCCACCGCGAUGGUACUGCUCCUCCUCCGCUGAAUCCCCUCGCCCCGCCUGGGGAGGCUUCAGCAGCCCCCGAAUCUCGACCUGCGAGCUUUACACCGAUGCAGCUUGGUAAUAGUUCAGCCUCAGCUUCCAGAACACCCAGCUCCACUGAACCGGCCGAAGAUAGCAGUGAUGCUAGAGAGAACGAUAUCAAGGGUCUCAAAGCCCAACUUAUGGCCCACUGGAUCCAGGCAAAACAGGAAGAGCGCGUAUGGACCACAGGAGCAGCUGGAGAGGGCGCUUUCAUGAAGCAGUCGAAGGGCAAGUAUGCAUGUGCACCCGAUAACAUCCAGCAUGACGGCAGCGGCCUAUAUCAGGCAGUCACUAAGCUCAACGUCCGGUGCGCUAUGACCAUCAACAACAGUAUCAUCCAGUACAUCUUAGAGCGAAAUACACUGCCCUAUGUCCAAAUUCAGUCUGGUCUUCGCGUACAAGUACUUGCCGACUUCGAGGCACUAUCAGUAGCUCAGACAGCACAGUCAGGCGCGUUCAUCUCUACGCGUGGCAUACUGCUAGUAUGGCAAGAUGAUCCCAAGAUGCUAGUAGAACGCGCCGAGUUCAUCAUCAAUUCCUUGAUGAGAAACUUUUGUGGAGUUGAGUACGGUUAUAGUGCCCAGGAAGAACUUGAAAAGGUUCUAGGAAAAGACCCCGUUCUCGACGUCACAGACUUCGAUGAUGUGUUCGAUAACGGCGAAGGCAGAGUUGAAGAGCCCCGAUAUGUCAUGCUUUGGCAAGCAGUUUACACUGGCAUGUCUAUUUUCCUCCUAACUACGGCUCUCGGGACUGGAUUCAGAGAGAUCGCCAUACAGCAAGCUGAAGACCCCAACUGGCUUCGACUGCUCUUCAUAAUCUGUAUACCUGCCCAAGUCUGGCUCUCGUUGUUUUUCUUCCAAGCCAUAGUUGGUAACAUCGCUCAGAUUAUUGGUCCUAUUGAUCACAUGAUUGAGAACAGCAAAUACUACUCUGGCAAGGCCCCGAAACGAAUCCACUGCGAUACCUUUGGCAAGAAACUCCCGCACGUCACGAUAGAGAUGCCAGUCUUCAAAGAAGGUCUUAGAGCCGUUAUUGAGCCAACUAUCCGCUCGGUCAAGGACGCUAUAUCUACGUACGAGCUACAAGGAGGAAGCGCAAACAUAUUCAUCAACGACGACGGAUUGCAACUUCUCACAGCCGAGGAAUCGACCGAGCGUCAAGAAUUUUAUGACGAACACAAGAUUGGCUGGGUAGCGCGACCUAGACACGACCCGAAAGGAGAGCAUGGGCCGAAGCCAUUCAUUCGCCCUGGUAAAUUCAAGAAGGCAUCCAAUAUGAAUUAUGGACUCAAGAUUAGCUGCAGGAUAGAGGAACUUAUGGACCUCACCACCCGCGGUGAUGAUUGGACCUGUCAACAAGAAAGUGCGCUCUACGCGGAAGCGAUGGAGACUGCCCUAUCUGAGCGUGCGGGCGAAGCUUGGGCUGAUGGCGACAUCCGCAUGGGCGAUUACAUUCUACUUAUCGACUCAGACACUCGGGUUCCCAAGGACUGUCUUCUCGAGGCUGUCAGCGAGAUGGAGCAAUGCCCAGACGUUGGUAUCUUGCAGUUCUCUUCUGGAGUCAUGAACGUUACGCAGAACUUCUUCGAGAACGGCAUCACCUUCUUCACCAACAUGAUCUAUACCCAGAUUCGCUUCGCCGUCGCUGGUGGUGAUGUUGCCCCGUUCGUCGGGCACAACGCCUUUCUCAGGUGGUCUGCGAUGCAGAAAGUUGCCUAUCCAUCCAGCGAAGAACAGGGUGCCAAGUUGGACAUGUUUUGGUCAGAGGAAACCGUUUCUGAAGACUUUGACAUGAGUCUGCGACUCCAAAGUGCUGGAUUCAUCGUUCGACUAGCUGCAUACCAGGGCGAUGGCUUCAAGGAGGGUGUCUCGCUCACUGUCUACGACGAGCUUGCCCGCUGGGAGAAGUACGCAUAUGGCUGUAACGAGCUAAUCUUCAAUCCCAUUGUCAAGUGGCCCAAGAAAGGUCCAUUUAACCGCCUCUUCAUCAUGUUCAUGCGUUCCCGCAUGCCACUCGCUUCCAAGGUUACCAUCAUGGCUUACAUCGGAACAUACUACGCUCUGGCCUGUUCCUGGAUGCUAACUAUGCUCAAUUACUUCCUCAUCGGUUUCCUCAAUGGAUGGUUGGACCAUUAUUAUAUUCACUCAUUCAAAGUCUACUUCGGCAUCAUCAUGAUCUUCACCGUUCUUGGAAAUGUCUCUCUCGCCGUCCUACGCUACCGCAUCAAUGAAGGCAACCUCUUCUAUGGUUACCUUGGAAAUCUCAAAUGGAUCCCCCUUCUCACCGUUUUCCUCGGCGGUAUCUCCCUCCAUAUCUCGCAAGCCAUUCUCUGCCACUUUCUCUCUAUCCCGCUUGAAUGGGGUACCACGUCAAAGGAAAGCGAGCAGAUUGGAUUCUUCCAGGCCAUGACCCGUGUGCUAAAGCGCUUCAAGUGGAGCUUUUUGAUAUGCUUGGCCAUGACGGCGGUCAUGCUUGGGUUGGCGUUUGGACUGGAUGAGGAAUACAGAAUCACGACGCUCAUUGCUGUCUGGCCCAUGGGCACGGUGGUUGUUAAUCACUUUUUGCUGCCGAUUGUGCUGAACCCGCAAUUGAUGACUUUUACUUGGUAA
Messenger RNA from Pyrenophora tritici-repentis Pt-1C-BFP, 2733 nucleotides. Its product is annotated as putative glycosyl transferase family 2 protein. NCBI's taxonomy places the organism in Eukaryota, Fungi, Ascomycota, Dothideomycetes, Pleosporales, Pleosporaceae. The record is from RefSeq and is a predicted model, not a curated record.